This is a messenger RNA of Micromonas pusilla CCMP1545, 828 nucleotides long. RefSeq lists its product as uncharacterized. The transcript has a single exon. The record is from RefSeq and is a predicted model, not a curated record. Gene Ontology annotation, molecular function: peptidyl-prolyl cis-trans isomerase activity. Lineage: Eukaryota; Viridiplantae; Chlorophyta; Mamiellophyceae; Mamiellales; Mamiellaceae. Bases 1 to 735 code for a protein of 244 amino acids.
AUGCACGUCGCGCUCGCGUCCGCGGCGGUCCCCGUCGCGGUCCCCGUCGGCCGCGCGGGCCGCGGGUCCCGCCGCGCCGCCGCCGCGCGCUCGCGCCGCGGACGCGUCGCGUCGUCGUCGUCGUCGUCGUCGUCGUCGUCGUCGUCGUCGUCGUCCACAGCUGACGUGGACGACGACGAUCGCACAUCGCGCCGCGUCGCGCUCGCGUCGCUCCCCGCCUCCGCGGCGCUCCUGUCCUCCCUCCUCCGCCCAACCUCCGCGAGCGCGGACAGCGGCGACUGGUCCUCCCCCGGGCUCGCGCGGACGGACAUCGAGCCCGCGAAGUACGUGAAAUCUCCGCUCGGCGUCGUGUACGAGCAGAUAAACGACGGCGACGGGAAGCCCGCGGAACCGGGCGACGUCGCGGUGUUCCAGUACGUCCUGCGACGCGCGAACGGGUACUUCAUCUACGGCACGAUCGACUGCGGCGUCGGGUGCGGGAACGGCGACCCCGCGGAGUACACGCUCGGCCCGGACGGGAACCUCAUCGCCGGGCUGGACGAGCUCCUGACCGGGAUGCGACCGGGGGAGAAACGCCGCGCGCUGAUACCGCCGGCGGCGGGGUACGUCAGCAAAGGGCUCGAGCCGCAGCCGCCGGAGUUUGGGCAGAAGCGGCAGGUGGAAGUUCACGCGUCCGAGCCGCUCGUGUUCGAGGUCAAGCUCGUGAAGACGCGGCAGAGGGGGGGGAAGCGGUGACGCGGAAGGGGGGAUGGGCGGAGAGAGACGCGUCUACGUCUCGUCUAAAAUAAUUGUCUCAAAUAAUCUUAAAGCUGCCCCGCGGCGUGCAUC